This is a messenger RNA of Microplitis mediator, 1207 nucleotides long. RefSeq names its product MRG/MORF4L-binding protein (gene MrgBP). Gene Ontology annotation, biological process: regulation of transcription by RNA polymerase II. Bases 88 to 837 code for a protein of 249 amino acids. The transcript has 4 exons. The record is from RefSeq and is a predicted model, not a curated record. Lineage: Eukaryota; Metazoa; Arthropoda; Insecta; Hymenoptera; Braconidae. Gene Ontology annotation, cellular component: nucleus; NuA4 histone acetyltransferase complex.
AAAGAAAAAAAGAAUAAAUAUUAAAACAACAACAUAUAUGUAUAUAUAUAUAUAUUAAACAAUAAUUUUUAUCUAGUGAAAAUAAUAAUGGCAGUUAAAGAAAAAUCAAAUGAACCAACGGAGGAUUUUGAAUGGAAUGUUGAAAAUGAAAUUCAACUUUUUUUUGCAAUGAAUGGUCACAAACCCGUUGGUAUUCAUAAAUAUUUUCACAUGCUGUGUAUUUGGGAAAAAUUUCGAACAGCUAUUAAUAAAGAUAUUUCUUUAAAAGCUAUUUGGGAUCAUUUAGAAUCAAUGUAUGAUUUAGUCGCAUUGGAUGACACUGAAGAUUUACCAUAUCUUAGUAGUGAAAUAGAUUUUACAUUACCAGAAUCUGAUUUUAUGGAUCUUAUGAAAAAUAAACAAAAAGACGAAAUCGAAAAUAAAGCAAAGGAUACCAAAGAUAAAAGUAAAGAUACUAAAAAAGAUAAGGAAAUUAAAGAAACUCCGAAGCGGGAGGUUAUAACGAAAGAUCAAAAAACACCAAAAGAAGUGGAUAAAAAAAAAGAAGAUCCUAAAAAAAUUAUUAAAGAAGUUGAAAUAAAAAAGGAAAAGCAGAGAGAAGUUAAAGAAAUAAAAAAAGACAAUAAAUUGAUAAAAAAUCGUGGUAAAGGAAAAGAAGAAGCUGAUGAACCAACUCCAGUUAUUCAAGCAGCGAAAAAAGAGAGAAAAGAUUCAGAUGCCAGCAGAGAAACUCCUAAACGAGUACCAAAACGACCAACCAGACAAAGUAUUGACAAUGCCAGUAAAGCAUCAUCGAGUCCAAGAGAUACUCCGCCACCCAAAAGAAGGAGAACAUGAACGCAUUAAAUAUAAAAACAUCUUCUUUUUUAAUAAUAAAACUAUUAUUAAUAUUAUUCUUAAUUCUACUUAAUGUUUACUACACUAUACUCAACCAACUAUUCAUAUUAUGUAAAUAAAUUAAUUUUUUUUAUAUCCAAUAAUAAUAAUAAUAAUAAUAAUAACUGUUUAAAGAAAUGGGUAUUAAGUUUAAUGAAAAAAUAAAAAUGAAACAAAUUGUUUUUUGCGGUUACCAAUCAUCAAGUUUUAUUAUUACAUAAUUUCGUAGCAUUAUUUAGUUAAGAAAUAAUAUAAUUAUAAAUUUUAAUCAAUAAUAAUUCUUCAAAUAGAUAAAUAUUUUUGGAUCUUGAGUUUUACAAUAAAUUGAUAA